Fusarium poae is the source of this 423-nucleotide messenger RNA. RefSeq lists its product as uncharacterized. The transcript has 3 exons. NCBI's taxonomy places the organism in Eukaryota, Fungi, Ascomycota, Sordariomycetes, Hypocreales, Nectriaceae. The record is from RefSeq and is a predicted model, not a curated record. Bases 1 to 423 code for a protein of 140 amino acids.
AUGUCGGUCAUCAAGACGCUCAUUGUUCCCGCAGUCAUCUCGUUGCUUCUCUUCAUUCUUUUAACAUACGUUGUUAUUCCGCUAUGGCGCCGAUAUGCUCGCUACAGUCAAUACCUUCCUCUCGACACGUUAUCGUCACAUACGUCUUCCUUGCGCGAACGCAUAACGGCCCGUGUCGCUGCGUGGCGCUCCAACCGUGAUGUCACGUUCGCAUCUGAUGAUGGCUCCGAUGAUGGGCUGGAUGGUGAUGAUGGAGAAGAGCUUGGGAAUGUCGACGAGGCUACCUGGCGUCAGAUGGAGGCAGAUACUCGAGCGGCGCGGCCAGAUAAUGCCAGACGGUUGAGUAGAGAUCUUGAAGAAGGAUUUAGAGACGAUAGUGACGAUGAACCAGACCGGUUAGCAAGGAACAACUUCAGAUCAUAA